Protopolystoma xenopodis is the source of this 402-nucleotide messenger RNA. The record is from the annotation of a GenBank genome assembly. Lineage: Eukaryota; Metazoa; Platyhelminthes; Monogenea; Polystomatidea; Polystomatidae.
AUGUGGUUGGCGUCAUGUUUCAGCCGGUCUCUUGUGGAUGUGUUUCAGGAGAUCCUGCUCUGUCUGCUGGAUCACUUCAAGCGGAUCAUCCACCGGUCGGAGGGGAACAAGAUGACCGUGCACCAGCUCGCCUCGUGCCUGGCGCCGGUGCUGCUCUUUCCGUCGCCAGAGUCGGCCCGUGAUCUGGAUCCCGGCAUUCUGGAGCCGAGAACCAUGACUCAGAUGCUCCAGUACAUCCUCGAAAUCUGGCCCGAGGCUCGUCCCACUUCCGAGUCUGGCUCCGGCUUCGGCUUCGGCUUCGGCUUCGGGGCCGCGCAUCCGCCGGCCGCCGCGGACCUGCGCGGACUGCGCUACAGCCUGGGCGAGGCGACCGGCCGGCCCGUCUUCGCGACUCGAACCAGC